GUUCUGCAGUACUCGGGGUUGAAGCACAUUCCUGCUCUGCAAGGCUUUCUGUUAAGGAUGUAUUGUGGCUUUUGUUUGGAUUGCAGCAUGCAGAAUUACAGCUGUUCAGAGGAGACUCAUUACAACUCCUGCUGAAGCUCCUAAUCUUCUUCCCUUCUCUUCUGCCCUUUCCCCCUACCCUCACUUGGCCUGAAGACGUUGUCCCCAGAGUUUGCCUUACUCCCCUGGUGCUAUGUGUAUGGUGAACUUGGCAUUAUGGCCGCGUUUGGAACUGGCCAGACAACUGCUGCUGGCUCUCCUUAUUCCAAGAAGGAUUUAAAGGGGAAUUGCACUGCAGGCAAUGCACCACAGCAGCAGCAUCAGGAGCUUGGGGACUAAGGCUCCUCUGGCAUUAUUACAUACAUGCAAAGCUGACCGCGAUGACAGCGGCUGCUCCUUUGAACUGUUGGAAGCAGCCAAGCGGCAGCAUGAAGUGACAGAUCACUCCUGAGCUCAAGAUGAACUCCACCUUGGAUGGUAAUCAGAGCAGCCACCCUUUUUGCCUCUUGGCAUUUGGCUAUUUGGAAACUGUCAAUUUUUGCCUUUUGGAAGUAUUGAUUAUUGUCUUUCUAACUGUAUUGAUUAUUUCUGGCAACAUCAUUGUGAUUUUUGUAUUUCACUGUGCACCUUUGUUGAACCACCACACCACAAGUUAUUUUAUCCAGACUAUGGCAUAUGCUGACCUUUUUGUUGGGGUGAGCUGCUUGGUCCCUUCUUUAUCACUCCUCCAUCACCCCCUUCCAGUAGAGGAGUCCUUGACUUGCCAGAUAUUUGGUUUUGUAGUAUCAGUUCUGAAGAGCGUCUCCAUGACUUCUCUGGCUUGUAUCAGCAUUGAUAGAUACAUUGCCAUUACUAAACCUUUAACCUAUAAUACCCUGGUUACACCCUGGAGACUACGCCUGUGUAUAUUCCUGAUUUGGCUAUACUCGACCCUGGUCUUCCUGCCUUCCUUUUUCCACUGGGGCAAACCUGGAUAUCAUGGAGAUGUGUUUCAGUGGUGUGCAGAGUCCUGGCACACCGACUCCUACUUCACCCUGUUCAUCGUGAUGAUGUUAUAUGCCCCAGCAGCCCUUAUUGUCUGCUUCACCUAUUUCAACAUCUUCCGCAUCUGCCAACAGCACACAGAGGAAAUCAGCAAAAGGCAAGCCCGCUUCAGCAGCCAGAGUGGGGAGACUGGGGAAGUGCAGGCCUGUCCUGAUAAGCGCUAUGCCAUGGUCCUAUUCCGAAUCACUAGUGUAUUUUACAUCCUCUGGUUGCCAUAUAUCAUCUACUUCUUGUUGGAAAGCUCCACUGGCCACAGCAAUCGCUUCGCAUCCUUCUUGACCACCUGGCUUGCUAUUAGUAACAGUUUCUGCAACUGUGUCAUUUAUAGUCUCUCCAACAGUGUAUUCCAAAGAGGACUAAAGCGCCUCUCAGGGGCCAUGUGUACUUCUUGUGCAAGUCAGACCACAGCCAACGACCCUUACACGGUUAGAAGCAAAGGCCCUCUUAAUGGAUGUCAUGUCUGAAGUGGCUCAGAUAUGGGGUUUCCCUGUGUAUGUGUGUGUUUUAUCUCUAAGUAUUUCUAAUUCAUUAGGAAAUCUGGGACAGAAUACUUUGACUCUAAGCAAUAGCAUACAAAUGAUUUGUAUGAAUACCUUCUAAGUUUGUAGAAAUGGUUUUCAAAAGUGCUUUUGAAGACUCAAGAUCAUGAAGACAAAUUGCUCCUGGUUCCAAUUUUUGAAAUGUUUUGGAAAUGACUACAGUUCUCAGAUUUAAAAUGAAUAAAGCCAUAUCUAACACCUCUCCAGCUGGCAUGACUGAACCUGAGUGCGAAAAGCGUCAGCAUUUUAAAAAGUCAUCAUUUUCUUGUCACUUCUGGGUUCUUUCCAGCUAUUUGGGCUUCAUGUGCAAUUGAUUUCUUCUAACAGGGAAUAGUAAAAUAUAAAUUAAGAGGUUUUAGAAAUUACUUUUUAUGUAUGCUGAAGUAUAACUACACUGCAAGUUUCAACACUGUCAUUUAGAAAGCCAAAUAUUCUAUGUUUUAUUCUCUUAAGAGAAUUCUCAGUAGAGUGAAUAAUGUGAACACAUAAACAUGAAUUUUAGAAUUUUACAGUGAACCAUGAAGCAAAAGUGCAAUCAACUUACACAGUUUAUGAAAAACAGCUAUUUUUUGUGCCAUGCUUCACAGAGAUCUAAAGUUAAGUGUGCAUAGAAGUGAUCAUGUUUGUAGUAUUUUUGCCCAUGCCUUUGUGUUAUGUCUAUAUUUAGAAUAUCUGAAUUGUUAGAUUUCUCUUUUAUAGCCAAAUGUGUUUAAAUAAGCUAAAAAACAAUUGAUAGGCUGUUGGCUGUCGGUUUUAUACUGGUGACUAUAUACAAAAAUGUGUCAUUAAUAUUCUCUGUUCUUUCUAUCCAAAGACUUCCGAAAUAUUAGAACAUCAGGGAGAAGGGUAUAUGUCAUAAGAAACUGAGUCAGAAAGUAUACUGUAGUAUACUGUUUUGUUUGUUUGUUUCUUUUUGUUUGUUUGUUUAUAGAAGGGAGUUGAGACAUUUUCUUUGUGGUUAAAUGGAAUCAACUAAGUAUUUUUGAAAAGUAUUCUUUCAGUUAGUAUUAAGGAAUCCAUAUAUGAAGAGGGAAAGGGGAAACUCUAAGUCUCUUAUUGCUAUUCUCUUUCUGGAAAAAAAAAAUCCUUUGGCAUACAGUUCUUAAUAGUCUUUUUUUCCCCUUUCAAAGUAUUAGCAAAACCUACUGGAUUUUAUUCUUCUGUAAAAUUAUUAUUGAGAGUUAUGUGUGUUUGUAUGUAGUAGUGAUGUUCGUUCUUAAAAGUGAUUAUCUUUAGAGCAAGAGGUUUAUUUUUCUAAAAGGAGAGAAGAAAUUCCGGCAGCUCCAGGCAUGAGAGUAUUUCCUCUACUUUUGUGCUGGUUUUAAUGUUUCGAGAAUCUUCAGGGGACUUACUUGAUCUCUCCCUUUGGUUAGAUGUUGUAAUCUGAAUGCAACAAUGGUGAUCAGUGAGAUGGAAGAUGGAAGAAACCCAGGGAACAUGGGUUAAAGUGGAUUUCUGAAUCCAAGAAAGGACAUAGGUAUUUAUAAAACAGGCAGAUAAGCUUUGGUUUUCCAUCAUGAUGCCAGUGUUCUUAUGAUUUUAGGCUUUAGACAUCAACUUGACUUCAACCUCAGUUGUGUUCUAUUUCAACUUUAAGUGACUAAGCAUUAUAUAAACAUUCAAACUUCAGAUUCUGGGUUUUUCCCAAAAGCUUGCUUGCUCUUUAUGUUUAGUGUUAGCAAAUUUUAUUCUAAGCUGUUUCAAAAUUUAGAACUCAUACUAAGAUCGCAAGUUAUGUUAGAAACGGCUUGGUUAAAUUGUCAUUUCAUGUGGGAAAACUUUUCUGUUGGAUUCUGAAAAAUCUUUGUAUCGUAUACAUCUCCCUUUUAAGUGGUACAGAUCUGAAAAAACCAAAAUUUACCUUUUUUUAUAUAUGUUAGAGAAUGUAAUCUGUUCACAUUUGCAGUUCGCUUAUGAAUUUUUAGUUUAGAAAAUAUGGCAAUUUAAAACACUUAAUUUUUGUAGAAAGAUUUGUUAAAUCAUUAGGUUUGAUCUGAUUUUGUUGUGUGUAUAUGUGUUGGGGAAGAGGAGAUGGAGAUGCUCCUGGACACAGUAAUGUCCUCUUCAGUGGCUGGGGGUGUUUUCUAUGUGAUAGGUUUGGAAAGUUCAUAUUUAACUGAUCUUUUCAUCCUGGAAUAUUUAAUGCAGCAUUUGAUGACAUUUAGUUUAAAUACCAGUCAGACUUCAAAAAAAAGUAUAUUUUUACACUCAGUUACCUUGGCAUUGAUAGGAUAGCUUAUUUAAUUUUAUAUUGGACGUGACUGGUAUCAGAGGAAACAUAUGCUUUUGGUGAUUAUGUUGAAAUUAUUUCAUAGUAAAUUUUAAACUAGACUAAUGUUAAAUUUGUAAACUAGUUUCAGUGAAAGUGGUUUGUUUUUUGCCCCCUUCUUAGAGUAGACAAGCAAUUAGAAGUAAACUCGUGUGCUCUACUUCAGUGAGAGCAUGAUCUUAACACUAGAAUGGAUAUUUACAUUUUUUUCAUCAGCCUGUUGACUCUUACCCAAAAUUUCAUUUUGGAAAAGGUUUUCUUUAAGCUUUAUUGCUGGAUAAAUUCUUUUUAAGCCUUUUAUGAUGGCUUUUCCUUUUUACUUGAAUAAUAGUCUCAGUAUUUUAAGGAUUGGGAAAACUUGAAUUUUUGUACCAUAAAUGCAUUGUCCACCUCCUUGAACUUGAAAAUGAAGCAACAGGGUUAUAGACUCCCAGAUGGUGGAAUGGUUUCUGGGAGGGUUUUUCCUCAGCUUUUCAGGUUUGUUUGAAAAAUCUGCACGGUGACUUGGUAUAGGAAUUAUCUUAAUUUCACUGACUGUAUUUUUGUUUCAUAAGUUGUUCUCAGCAUGCCAGAAUUUAUUGUUAUAUGAGCAAAGUUUGGGAAGAUUAAGAAUGGGAAAUUUGUGGCAUUAAGAUUUUUUUAAAGUCCUCAUAAAUCAUUUUGUAUGUUGAUUUUUGUGUAAUUUUUUUCAUUUCGGGUAGAAGAAAAACUAAACAUAAGUAUUUACAUUAAAUUUAGAUAUUAUUAUGUUGCAGACCUUGGAAAUAUUGUAGACAUUUCUCAUGGCUGUAAACAAGUCAUUUGGCCUUUCUUCAAAAUUUGUGUGACAAAAGGGCAUCAUAUAGUAAAAAUGAAGUUGGAACUGAGAAUUUUAAAAUGUAGGUUUCUGUUUCUAAGUAGUUUUGUAAAUAAGGACAAGUCACUUCUCUAAGCAUUUAAUUUCUUGUAAAAGGAAAUAUAGAUCCCUUCAUACCUCAUACUGUUAGUUUGAGGAUUGAGUUAAAUAAUGGAUGUAAAAGUACUUUGUAAAUCGUAAAGUGCUUUGCAAAUAAAAAUGGUUACUAUUAUUUGUAUCCACCAUUCUUCUACAUGUAAGGAAGCCAUAUAUCAUGAUGUGUUCCCUCACACUUAGAUCUUUGAAGCCCAAUGCUACAUCACUGCUCUUUGCUACUUAGCAAUCCCAGACCUGAGAAGAGAAGCAAAAUAAAUACUCACCCUCCUAAAAUUAUAAUAGCUUUAAAUUCAGCAUAAAACCACUUUGAUUUACUUGUCUUCAAACUCUCUGAAGGCAAGGGACAGUGUCUUUUAUCUGUCUGGAUAAUAAUUUUAUCCCCUCAAUCUGAUAUGGGAUCUGGCUCAGAGCAGAAGUUUCAUAGAAUGAAUAAAUGACUCUGUAAUUAUUGCAUUUAGUCACCAGCCUUUUUCUUUCUGUAAGGAAUUAUAGGACAGUGAUGUUCAGAAGACAAUGCAGAUCCCCAUAACCAAUCUUCCAUUUGCCCUAGGUUAUUUCAGAUUUUAAAUCUUAAAUGAUAUCUUUUUGGUAUCAAGAGAUUAAUGUGUUAAUGUGAGUCCUCUAUAUGCUUAGGUAACUUUACUCCUGGAAACUCUAGCUUUGGCCCAGAGAGCUUCAGGCAGUGCUUUCAAAUUGCCAGUUUUUUCACAACAUGGAUCAGGUAUUUGGAUCACACCUUCUUGGCUCUGGAUCCGGAUAAGGCUCUGUAAAAUUGGUGACAAGGGCAGAGGAAGCAUAGAAAGCUUUGGUG
Molecule: messenger RNA, 5654 nt
Organism: Sapajus apella (tufted capuchin)
Lineage: Eukaryota; Metazoa; Chordata; Mammalia; Primates; Cebidae
Gene: GPR21
Product: G protein-coupled receptor 21
Exons: 2
Coding region: 498-1547 (349 amino acids)
Biological process (GO): G protein-coupled receptor signaling pathway
Cellular component (GO): membrane
Molecular function (GO): G protein-coupled receptor activity
Source: RefSeq, a predicted model, not a curated record